CUUAUCAACCUGCGAAUACAUUGAUUGUGAAGAACUAUUUAAAACUCCGCCUCGAGCAUUCGGCACAUGUCCCAGCACGUCGUGCCAAUACCAAAAGCCAUUCACAGUUCGAUUCUCCGUCUACUGACUUCGAUCCAGGAUACAUUCGGCAGGUCGACCCGCGCUCAACUUACAUCCUAGUCAUGGCACCCGCGAGAAGCUCCGAUCAUGCCCCCUCCCCCGGAAACGCAUUCUCGCCAAGUGGAGUCGCUGUGCCACCCAUGCGCAUGCCACAUCUCGACUUCAUCUAUCGUAUCGUCUGCGACAUGGACCCCAACGUGUCCGAAAUUGCAAACGUUGAUAACACGGGCGUCACUCGUCUUGUUCUGCCUAUCUUGAGCGGGUCAGUCAAAGGCCCUAGGAUCACGGGCAAGAUUGUGGAGAGAAGUGGUGCAGAUUGGGCCGAGCGCAUUAGGCCUGACAAGGCGUUCUCAAGGUUGCAUGCCAUGUAUACUCUUCAGACUGAUGACGGUAUCUUCAUCCUCGUCAACGCCCAGGGUGUUUUCCGCACUGGCCCUGGUCAAACAGACAAAUCGCCUCGAUCUUCAAUCAGUCAGGAUGACGUUGAGUACUUCACGCACAUCAGGUUUGAAGCACCAGGGGGAAGCCCUUACGACUGGAUGAACGCUGUGGUAGCACUCGGGGUAAUGACCAUGUUCGAGGGGCGCCCUAUCAUCGACUGCUAUCGACUCACAAACUUCCCUGGCGUAGCGGCAGAAAAGCUUUGACCAGGAUAGUGUGCAGAAUUGUGGAUCUAGCCACUAGAUGUUUCCAGC
Messenger RNA from Colletotrichum scovillei, 815 nucleotides. RefSeq lists its product as uncharacterized. NCBI's taxonomy places the organism in Eukaryota, Fungi, Ascomycota, Sordariomycetes, Glomerellales, Glomerellaceae. The transcript is spliced from 2 exons. The record is from RefSeq and is a predicted model, not a curated record. Bases 183 to 767 code for a protein of 194 amino acids.